UUUAUAAAAUGGUGAGUCGCAAAAUAUUUCCAUUGCUAACUUUAAUAACCCCUUUCUCUCUCUAUAAGUAGAAUUGUGAUUGUUUAAACAGAGAUCCAUGGCGGAAUCAGAAGCACAACCUCCGAUUCAAACGGUUCAGGAAAAUGAUGAGAAAAAACUCAAGUAUCUUGAAUUCGUGCAAGUAGCUGCUGUUUACAUCGUCGUUUUAAGCUCAGCACUGUACGAAUACGCCAAGGAGAAUUCCGGUCCGUUGAAGCCCGGAGUUGAGACCGUCGAAGGGACUGUCAAAGCCGUCAUUGGACCGGUCUACGACAAAUUCCAGGAUGUUCCCUUUGAGCUACUCAAAUUUGUCGAUCGCAAGGUUGAUGAGUCCAUAACCGAGUUGGACCGUCACGUACCCGCUCUCCUUAAAGAGAUUGCGUACCAAGCCACGGCGGCGGCUCAGAAGGCUCCGGAAGUGGCUCGGGAGUUGGCUGCGGAAGUGCAACGCGAUGGCUUAUUGGACACUGCGACCAACAUUGCCAAAUCCCUGUACGCCAAGUACGAGCCUGCAGCCAAGAAACUUUACACAGAGUACGAGCCAGUAGCUGAGCAGUAUGCAGUUUCAGCUUGGCGCCUGUUGAACCGGCUUCCUUUGUUCCCACAAUUGGCUGACAUCAUGAUUCCCACGGCCGUCUAUUGGGCUGAGAAAUAUAAUCAAGCCGUGGCUUAUACGGCUGAGAAAGGCUAUCCGCUGUCGUAUUACCUGCCUUUAGUGCCAAUUGAGAGAAUCGCCAAGAUAUUCAAGGUGGCUGAGAACGACCCGGCUGUUUCUACCAAUGGAGAAUAUGUAGCCGUCUCGCAAUAAUAAUUGGUCCUUGUUUAUUUUUUAGUGGGUUUUUUUAGUACACUUUUUUUAUCGGGAAUUCUCAUUAGAGACCUCUUAUCGAUCAAUAAUCUAUUUUGUCGUUCGUUUAGUUGAAAGUUAUGAAACAAGUAUAUUGUAGUUCGUAACAACUUUGAAGUCUCUCCGUGUUUCAUUAUUUGAAUUUUGAUAUAGCAUGCAAUCAAAUUUUGGAA
Olea europaea var. sylvestris is the source of this 1059-nucleotide messenger RNA. Its product is annotated as stress-related protein-like. Bases 98 to 847 code for a protein of 249 amino acids. The record is from RefSeq and is a predicted model, not a curated record. The transcript is spliced from 3 exons. Lineage: Eukaryota; Viridiplantae; Streptophyta; Magnoliopsida; Lamiales; Oleaceae.